UGCAAUCCGAGCCAAUGUUCAAAAAUCGCAUGGGCUUUGUUUGCAUGUGUAAUUAUUCAGUAGAGUUAUGGUGGUAUGUAAAUAAGAUCUUUAUAACGACGUACUGUAGGACUUUUUUGUCAUUUACAUACAGGGGAAUAUUUCUUGCAAUGGCUACACGUAAGGACUCUGGCAAAGACAAGCGUGUAUUAGAGAAUGAAAUUCGCGAGUUGUUCCGACUGUUCGACACGAACAACGACCGCUCCAUCUCCAGCCAGGAGCUCGGCAAGGCCAUGAGGUUCCUGGGUAUGACUCCCACAGAACAACAGGUCACCGAUGCCAUGAGAAUACUGGAUGUUGAUCGAAGCGGAAGAAUAGAGUUCCGGGAGUUUCACGCCUUCAUGCAGAAAGAAAUGGAUAAAAUCAAUGACAGUUCAUUCGCAAACAAUGGCGAAACUGUCCGAUCAGCAUUUCGAACAUUUGACAGAGAUGGUAAUGGCUACAUUGAUCAGAAAGAAUUGAGAGUAGCGAUGAAAAAUCUUGGCGAGGCUCUAACGGACAAGGAACUAGACGAUAUGAUGAGACAGGCGGAUAUAGACGGAGACGGCAAAAUAAACUACGAAGAAUUUGUGAAGAUUUGGUGUGAGGCAACGUAACUGGUUAUUUUCAGUGUGCAAUAUAUUAUUUGAGACUGUUUGAUAAACAUUUUAUUUGAUUACAAAAUGUGCACGCUAUAUUUUGAUAUUUACACACGUUAAACAAUGCUCAUUCAAAGAACUAUU
This is a messenger RNA of Dreissena polymorpha, 761 nucleotides long. RefSeq names its product neo-calmodulin-like. The transcript has 7 exons. Gene Ontology annotation, molecular function: enzyme regulator activity; calcium ion binding. Bases 15 to 635 code for a protein of 206 amino acids. NCBI's taxonomy places the organism in Eukaryota, Metazoa, Mollusca, Bivalvia, Myida, Dreissenidae. The record is from RefSeq and is a predicted model, not a curated record.